This is a messenger RNA of Daktulosphaira vitifoliae (grape phylloxera), 1982 nucleotides long. RefSeq lists its product as uncharacterized. The transcript is spliced from 3 exons. The record is from RefSeq and is a predicted model, not a curated record. The coding region runs from base 261 to 1982 and encodes 573 amino acids. Lineage: Eukaryota; Metazoa; Arthropoda; Insecta; Hemiptera; Phylloxeridae.
CUAAACUGCUGCAUAUACCGUUAUAUCCACUCUGUUAAGCUCACAUAUAAUUCUUAUUUUGUAAGCAGUUUUACUACUAUUCUGAGUUUUGAGUAGCGUUCUUGAUUGUGCUGGUAACACUGAUUCUGUCAACACUCACAGCUGGUAUUCACUCUACACAUUCCAUCAAUAAAUCUUGUUUUAUUAUUGCGAUAUUUCUACCUUGUUUUUAACCUCUUAACAACGAAUUAAAUGUUUUUAAAGCCUUUUAAAGAAUACAAAUGAAUCCACUGCAAGUUAAGAAAGCUCAGUUGGGCAAGGGAAGAAAGAAAUGGCCAAACAAAGAGGAAUGGAAACGAAAUAAGGCUAAGAAACAAAGAUAUUCUUCACCUGGCCUACCUCCACCACCUUCAUGUGAUCAUUCUGCUACAGAGGCUUUUAAGUGUACCAAAGUGAGUUACCAGGAUGUACGGCGAAUGCACCAGAAGUUUUAUGAAAACCCAAACAGAGAAGCCCAACAGAAUUUCAUCCUCAGAUAUGUCACAGUAAGUCAACCCGCACAGGAGAGGUCAAGAAGUAGAGAUGAAUCAAGCCGGAAUAGAAAGGUAACAACAAAGUAUUACAUACCUGUAUUAAAGUGUGGCCGACCAGAACUAGUUCCAGUAUGUAAAAAACUCUUUGUGAACAUCCUUGGUGUAUCAAGAGAUAGAAUACAGUUAUUGUGUAAAAAAUUUCUUGAAUUUGGGAAUGCACCCAAGGACGAACGUGGAGGGGACACUAGAUCAUUAAAAUAUGCAGACCAAAAACAGGCUGUAAAGGCUUUUAUAGAAUCCCUACAAGUUUUAGAAAGCCACUACUGUCGGCGAAAGAAUAUUACGCGUCAGUACCUACCUAGCGAGUUGACUAUCAAAUCACUUUGGGAACAAUAUCAAGGUUCUCAUGAUGACAACCUUAAAAUAAAGUACGAUUAUUUCAGGAACAUUUUCGAUAAUGAUUACAACAUAGGCUUCGGCUCACCUGCAACUGAUGUCUGUUCCACAUGUCUGUCACUUAAAGAAAGGAUUAAGUGUUCUAGGGACCCACAAGAAAAAGACAAGCUUGAGACAAAACUCAAUGUUCAUAAAGCUAGGGCAGAUGCCUUCUAUAAACUGGUUAAAGAGCAAAAAGAAGGUGAAAUCACGUUUAGUUUUGAUUGCCAGAAAAACCAGGUUAUUCCGAAAAUCCCUGAUCAAGCCUCCUACUAUUUGCGUCAAUUGUAUAUUUACAAUUUUACCAUUUGUGAAGGCUUCUCAACAGAUCCACAAUCUAAGGAUAAAGUCUUCUCUUAUGUUUGGUUGGAAAAUGAGUAUAAAAAAGGCUCAAACCAAAUUUCUUCAGCAAUGUAUCAUCGCUUGCUAAACACAGAUCUGACUGGAGUGCACACUAUCAAAGUAGUCGCUGCUGGAUGCGGUGGCCAAAACAAAAAUAAAAUAGUCAUCGGUAUGCUCAGCAAGUUUCUGUCACAAGAUUCUCCACCGUCUGUAAAAAAAAUAAUGUUGCUCUUCCCAAUAGUUGGCCACUCCUUUAUCCCUCCCGAUAGGGUUUUUGGACGAAUUGAGUCUAAAAUUAAAAAGAACACCACUCUUUUGACAGACAAGGACUAUGUUGAAAUUUUUAAAUCUUGUGCAACGGUUAUUCGUUUGGGAGAAGAGUGCCCCAUGGUAGACUGGAAAGUGGCAACGUCUAAAACUAUCAANGACUGGAAAGUGGCAACGUCUGAAACUAUCAAAGAGCCUAAAGAUUGGCAUUUUAAGUUAAGACCGACCAAACGUAUUAUCCUGGUGAAAACAAAAAAAGGAAGCUGUAUUGUAAGAGGUGAAACUCAUUACAAUGUUGACACAGGAGUAGCAAAAAGUCUUCUUAAGCAUGGAAAGCACCAACAAGAAGCCCUUACUGACCCACAAGAAGAGCAAGACUCUGACAUCGGGGAAAUUAAUGAUGCUGAAGAAGAGUUGGCUGUAUAA